AUGGAAGAUGGCAUUGGCCUAGAGCUAGAAGUCUUGUUACUCGGGAUGAAAUUGCAAACACUGCUGCUUCUCUUGUGCCUAAUACCAACUGCUCCAAUUCCGUUGUUAGGGCUUUGCACUCCAGUGGAUCCUUUACCACAAAGUCGGCAUGCCAGGCCAUCAGAACCAAGUUUCCUCUGGUAUUUGGAGGUUUUAAUACAAGAAGUGCAAAGUUGGAACAUGAAAUGGUGGUCGAAGAUUGGGCUGUUCAAGUUUAAUCUGAUUAGCAAUAUGAAGUCUAACAGUUUAGCACUAAUUGGCCAAGGAAUGGUUCGAUUUUUCUUUUCCAACAACUCUAGGUGCCACCCAAUAUGUAAUCGUGUGGAAUUGUUGCAGGAGGGGCUGCCCAUUUCUGUUUUUAUUGCAUUUUGUGAGGCGCUUAAAGUACACACUGGGUUAAAGCAUUCAAGGUACUUAACAGUACAAGAGCAAGUAUGUAUAUUUUUGCUCGUAGUUGGACACAACAGUAGAAAUCGCAUAAUCCAAGAGCGAUUCCAGCAUUCAGGGGAAACCAUCUCUAAGUAUUUUAAACGAGUAUUAAAGGCUGUGUGUAAGCUUGGGAAGCUUAUCAUUCAACCGCCCCCAUUUGAUGAGGUCCCUCCAGAGAUUAUGAACAAUCAAAAGUACUGGCCAUUCUUUAAGAAUUGUAUUGGUGCUAUAGAUGGUACACAUAUCGAUGCAAAGGUUCCUGCUCGUGAGCAAAUUCCAUACCGUGGGAGGCACAAGACCACAUCACAAAAUGUAAUGGCUGCAUGUUCAUUUGAUAUGAGAUUUACUUACGUCUUGUCGGGUUGGGAGGGAACGGCAAAUGACUCACGAGUGCUUUGUGAGUGUGCGAAUAAUCCAGCAAUGGAAUUUCCCAUGGCACCUCUAGGUAAGUAUUAUGUGGUUGAUUCGGGGUAUCAAAAUAUGCCUGGGUUUCUAACGCCAUACAAGGGUGAGCGGUACCACUUGUCCUUGUUCCGUGGACGUAGACGAUUACCUACGAAAGAAGAAGAAUGGUUCAAUUAUCGUCACUCGUCCCUUCGCAACGUGAUAGAGCGCUGCUUUGGUGCAUUGAAGGCGCGAUUUCCUAUCUUGAAACAAAUGCCUAAAGGCUUUAGUGUGCGGACCCAAAAAUAUUUGCCAACCGCUUGUUGCACCGUCCACAACUUUAUAAGGAUGCAUGACAAAAAUGAUGCAGUGUUCAAAUUCUAUAGCAAGGAAGAUUUGAUUGUUGAGAGUGAACAAGGCCGUAGGAGCUCUUCUCAACAAAUCAAUGUAACCCCCGCUCAAUUGCGAGAAAUGGCUAGAGUUCGCAAUACUAUUGCCCGCCAAAUCUUUAAUAGCCAAAGGCUUUGAUGCAUUGGUG
Messenger RNA from Rhododendron vialii, 1390 nucleotides. Its product is annotated as protein ALP1-like. Bases 1 to 1380 code for a protein of 459 amino acids. The record is from RefSeq and is a predicted model, not a curated record. NCBI's taxonomy places the organism in Eukaryota, Viridiplantae, Streptophyta, Magnoliopsida, Ericales, Ericaceae. The transcript is spliced from 6 exons.